Hevea brasiliensis (rubber tree) is the source of this 826-nucleotide messenger RNA. RefSeq names its product 60S ribosomal protein L24. Gene Ontology annotation, cellular component: cytosolic large ribosomal subunit. Gene Ontology annotation, molecular function: structural constituent of ribosome; mRNA binding. The transcript has 5 exons. Lineage: Eukaryota; Viridiplantae; Streptophyta; Magnoliopsida; Malpighiales; Euphorbiaceae. The record is from RefSeq and is a predicted model, not a curated record. Gene Ontology annotation, biological process: cytoplasmic translation. The coding region runs from base 135 to 629 and encodes 164 amino acids.
CAGGCCAUCACUUUGGGCUUAUUUGUAAUCAAAUGCAAAUGGCCUACCUAUAAAAAUGUCGCUGGCGUUGAAUUGAAUCGGUGAUUAGGGUUUUCAGCACCAGCAGAGCGAGACGCCAUCAUUCGCCUCUCACCAUGGUUCUCAAGACUGAGCUUUGUCGCUUCAGCGGUGCCAAGAUUUACCCUGGUAAGGGUAUCAGAUUUGUUCGAUCUGAUUCUCAGGUUUUCCUCUUUGCCAAUUCAAAAUGCAAGAGGUACUUCCACAACCGCCUAAAGCCUUCAAAGCUUACCUGGACAGCCAUGUACAGGAAACAACACAAGAAGGACAUUGCUGCUGAGGCUGUUAAGAAGAAGCGCAGGACCACCAAGAAGCCAUAUUCAAGGUCUAUAGUUGGUGCCACCUUGGAGGUCAUACAGAAGAGGAGGACUGAGAAACCAGAGGUCCGAGAUGCUGCUCGUGAAGCUGCUUUACGUGAAAUCAAGGAGAGGAUCAAGAAAACAAAAGAUGAAAAAAAGGCAAAGAAAGCUGAGUUGAUGGCCAAAACUCAAAAAACACAGGCCAAGGGCAAUGUGCCUAAGGGUGCUGCACCAAAGGGCCCCAAGCUUGGUGGUGGUGGUGGAAAGCGAUGAUUUUGUCAAAUCUGUUCAUUUCUUAUCUAUGAAGUAGCAUAAACAGGUUGAAAUUUUGUUUCCAUAAUUUAAUGUAUGGAUACCUUGAGUCUCUCAUGUGUGGAUACUUUAUUGGUCUUGUUGGCCAACCUUCUUUUAGGGGUUUUCUUGACUAUUUUUGAGCAUUGUUCUAUUUACUUGAAAGGUUUUCUAAAGCA